Messenger RNA from Pseudophryne corroboree (corroboree frog), 13468 nucleotides. RefSeq names its product fidgetin, microtubule severing factor (gene FIGN). The record is from RefSeq and is a predicted model, not a curated record. Bases 708 to 2948 code for a protein of 746 amino acids. Gene Ontology annotation, molecular function: ATP binding; ATP hydrolysis activity; microtubule severing ATPase activity. The transcript is spliced from 3 exons. Lineage: Eukaryota; Metazoa; Chordata; Amphibia; Anura; Myobatrachidae.
CCAGUCAGUGCUGAUCCUAAGGAGAGAUCUGGAGGAUAUUGCCUGUCCAUGCACAAUGCACAGAUGCUGGCUGGCUGGCUUAUGCAUUGGGUCACUCAGCCUAGCAGCACACAAGGGGAAGUGCUAGCAGCAGACCUUGCAUACCUCAGGCUGUGGAGAGAGGGGCAGGGACAAGGGGAGUGACCACUCCACAUCCAUCAGACGCCAGCCUGAUGCUUCCACCAGUCCAGCCCCCACCUACAAGGAAAACAAGAUUGCGACCCUGGUUGAGGGGUUUAUGCCAGAAACACAACAUUAAAACUUCCAGCAUUUAUUUAAUUUCCCCUUCCCUUUAAACCUGGUUGCAUUGUUUCUGUGGAGCUGCAGAAAAAUAAUAUAUAUAUAUCUAAUAAUAUUCCAGGAGCAGAGUGAGCGUCCCUCUGAGAUUGCAGCAUGUGCAGAACUCUCUGCCUCUCAUCCAAACCAUGAGCUGCCGCUUCACUUGCAGAGAUUCCCUUAUUCAUCAGCUAACACAGCAGAUCGAUGCAUCAGUGACCUAUCUGCUUCCAGCGUUACAUAUGCAGGUUAAAUGAAUACCUGACGAAAGGGCCCACGUUUCAAGGCAGUGACAUUUGAUAGCUGAGGAAAAGUGGCUUUAAUGAAAAUCAACCUUUGGAAUUCCUGCUUGUGAAAAAUCCCAUUCCGCCUCUUGUGCAGGCACUGAAGACAUGAUCAGCAGCAGCAGUGUAUAUGGCUUAAAGAUGCAGUGGACGCCAGAGCAUGCGCAAUGGCCAGAACAGCACUUUGAUAUAACGUCAACCACACGGUCCCCAGCUCACAAAGUUGAAGCAUAUCGUGGCCACUUACAACGCACCUAUCAGUACGCAUGGGCCAAUGAUGAUAUCUCUGCUUUAACUGCAUCAAAUCUACUGAAAAAAUAUGCUGAAAAAUAUUCAGGAAUUUUGGAGGGUUCUAUGGAAAGACCGCUUCUCAGUAAUUACACUGAAGCCCAAUCGGGUCUUGUUAAUGGCCGAAAAAAUGAAGGUGAGCCUUGGCAAAGUUCUUUAAACUCAGAAAGUGUUUAUCCGAUGAACUGUGUUGCUGAUGUAAUUGUGGCAAGCAAAGCUGGAGUGGGAACCACUAUACCUCCAUCUGAUGUCUCUGCCAGCAUAGGCAGUUCACCUGGAGUGGGCAGCAACCUGACUGAACCCAGUUAUUCCAGUAGUACAUGUGGAAGUCACACAGUGCAGAGUCUGCAUUCAGGGCUACCAUCUCAGGAAUAUGGGACAGGAUAUAAUGGAUCAUACUUGCAUACAAGCUACAGCAGCCAAUCUGCUUCUGCAUUGCCAUCACCUCAUCCAUCUCCCCUACAUAGCUCUGGACUUUUACAGCCUCCCCCAUCAGCAUUGGUGUCAGGCUACAAUGGGGCCUCCAAUCUGUCCAGCUACAACUAUCCACCUGCUAGUUAUCCUCCACAGUCCAGUGUUGGGUCCGGCUAUAGUCCUGGAAGUGCACCUCCUCCUUCUGCUUACCUUCCAUCAGGUAUACCUGCUCCUACUCCUCUUCCUCCUACAACUGUACCAGGCUACAGCUAUCAGACCCAUGGUUUGACCCCAAUAACUCCAUCAAGCUCUGCUAGUUCCCUUAAAAGAAAAGCUUUCUAUAUGACAGGACAGGGCGAUUUAGAUUCCAGUUAUGGAAAUUAUAGUUAUGGACAGCAAAGAACCUCGCAUAGCCCAAUGUACAGAAUGUCCGACACAAGUAUUUCCAACUCAAAUAGGGGAAAUGGCUUUGACCGAAGUUCUGAUUCUUCAUCAUUAUCAUUCAAGCCAACAAAGCAGCUGGUGGCUAGUGAGCAGCAAAGAAAAUUCAGCAGUCAGUCAACUAGAGCUUUAACACCACCCUCAUACAACACCGCUAAGAAUUCAAGAUCAAGUGAAGCUUUUGGAAAAUAUAACUCCUCUGCAAUUAAUGAACACAGUGAUGAACACAGACAGCUCCUACCACAUUCUCUGCAAGGCCCUGGACUGCAUACAGCUACCUCAUCUAACCACUCUGUGGACGAACAGCUGAAGAACACUGAUACACACCUCAUUGACCUUGUAACAAAUGAGAUAAUCAACCAGGGACAUCCAGUUGACUGGGAUGAAAUUGCUGGUCUCGAUUUAGUAAAGGCUUUCAUUAAAGAAGAGGUUUUGUGGCCUGUAAUUCGUUCUGAUGCAUUCAGUGGACUUACUGCUUUGCCUCGGAGCAUUCUUUUAUUUGGACCUAGGGGAACAGGCAAAACCUUAUUGGGCAGAUGUAUAGCUAGUCAGUUGGGUGCCACAUUCUUUAAAAUUGCUGGUUCUAGUCUUGUCACAAAGUGGAUAAAUGAAGGAGAAAAAAUUGUCCAUGCAUCGUUUCUUGUGGCAAGGUGUCGGCAACCAUCUGUGAUCUUUGUUAGUGAUAUAGACAUGCUUCUUUCUUCCCAAGUGAGUGAAGAACACAAUCCCAUAAGCCGAAUGAGAACAGAAUUUCUUAUGCAGUUAGAUACUGUUCUAUCUUCUGCUGAGGACCAAAUAGUUGUAAUUUGUGCCACAAGUAAACCUGAAGAUAUAGAUGAGUCUCUACGGAGAUAUUUCAUGAAAAGACUUCUUAUUCCACUUCCAGACAGCACAGCCAGACACCAGAUAAUAAUACAGUUGCUCUCACAGCACAAUUACUGUCUCACCGACAAAGAGGUUUCACUCCUAGUCCAGCGCACAGAAGGUUUUUCUGGACUGGAUGUGGCUCGCUUGUGUCAGGAAGCAGUGGUAGGCCCUCUUCAUGCCAUGCCACCAACAGACCUUUCGGCCAUUAUGCCGAGCCAGCUGAGGCCUGUAACAUAUCAAGACUUUGAAAAUGUAUUCUGCAAGAUUCAACCUAGCAUAUCACAGAAAGAACUUGAUACAUAUAUUGAAUGGAACAAAAUGUUUGGUUGCAGUCAGUGAUAAACAUUAAGCAUUGCAAUGAAUGCUGGCACACAAAGCUAGGUGAUGUAGGAUUAUGAAUCCCAUUUUGGCAGUGGCCUAAUUGUUAAAGGUAUCAAGGCAGCCACAAUAACCUUGCAUCCACAGAGUGACAGUAGACUUGAAAUAAAUGUGCGUCACACAGCCAAUGUUCUAAAUCACCUAAAACAGUGAGCAUAUUUUGAUGCUUAAUUUAAGCAAAGCCAACACUCAAAAAGUGGGUGGACAUAGGUUGAUUUUGGAAAUACAUGAACCCCGUUUGUUGAUUCCAUUCUGCUGUUCUUGAGAUUUAGUUGCUGUCAAGUGCCUGAAGUGGUGCUUUAUUAUUAUUUUUUUGUUUGCCUCACAAUUACAUUGGUGGCAUGUGCUAUAACAUAAAGAGCUUUAACUUCAAACAUUACUGGACUAGAGAUGAACAAUUAAGUUGAAAGACAGAGAGACAGAUUUUUUUUUUUGCCAUUUUCUGAGCAACAGUAUUCCUCAAUCCUGUCUUUUCUGCUGAACAAUAAAACAGGGACACAUUUAAUCUGGAACUUAAUUUCUGUUUUGUUUUUUCUUUUAAUGUUCUGUCUGCAAAAAUGACAAACAAAAAAACAAACCUCAGGAAAGUUGAUUUGUACAGUACCUCAAAGGAAUGUGUUGAAAGCACUAUUUACUGCAGAGAAAAUGGUUGGCGUCAUUGUUGCUUUAUAUUAAAAUAUAUGUUUACCUCAUAAAUUGGAAAGUGGCAUGGUUCAAAGUACUUUGAAUGUAUUUGGUUGAUUCAAAAGAGAAAUGGCUGAUCUUUUGCCAUUUUCAUUGUAACUGAUUUCUCCCUUUGUAAAUGAAACACUAUUCAGAAUGACCAGUUACAUUGUUAAAUGAAAAGCUUUUUUAAAAAACAAAACACAUAAAUUGGAUGGUGCAGAUAUUCUUUAUAAUUCAAUAUUUACAUAGAUCAAAUACAAAUUGACUAUUAUGAAUUUAUCACCUGUUCAUGGGUAAGCAGCAUUUUCCAAAAUAUUUUAAAGAAAAUUACUUGUAAACAGUAACACUGUAGAUAGCCUUUAGAUUUGCUGGCUAUAUAUUACUUUCAACAUCAUAUGUUGCACUAAUUUGCAGCUGUCAGAUUGGUCAAGAUGACCAGCAGAUUGGUUGUAGGUGAUAAAUUAACAUUAGAUCUUUACAGCCAGUAUAAAUAGUUACAUCAAAAUACUAGUAUUUUUUUUUAAAUAAGACCUAAAGUUUACUAGCUUUGUAAGACUUUAAUACUGAGUUUUAGAUUGAUACACAAAAGACAGCUUAACCUUCCAAAAGUAAAUAUAUAAUUAACUGUCUGAAAAUGUUCUUGAUGAAAGCAUUGCAACCAAAAUACACACAAAAGUGAAUAGCAUUUAAAUAGCUGUUUUCUAUUUUAUAAAAUGUACUGUGAAGUUCAUAUAGCUGUGAUUGGUCCAGAAAACAUAUAUUUGAAACCUGUUGUGAUACCCUAUACAGUAAUUGGCCAAAAACAAAGCUUGGGUUGUACGACUAGGCUUUGAAAGUCUUAAUAAAUCACAUGCCUAUCCAUCUCUGAACAAACAGCCUUGUCAACACUUUACCAAACUGGAAAAUUAGCUUUAUUGGCUAUAUUAAUUUACAAAUAUUUAACAUUUCUUUUCUGUAUGUGUUACAGUGACGGAUUGUGUGAAACAUUUGCCCUUAGUUAAUUAAUAUUUUUAGGAUUACCAUUACUUGCUUCAAAGAAUCAAUCCUUGUUUUUUUUGUAGACAACUUUUUCCUGUGUUACAGUACAUUCACUGUGUAUUUUUUUAAUUGCGUUUAAAUGCUGUGUGAUAAUUGUGACAUUUUUUAUAUCUUUUUUUUUCCUGAUUUUGUACCAUCAUCCUUUGUCUUUAUUUUUGAGGUUUCUUUAUUUACAACAUAUAGUGACAGCUAAUUGAUAUUGGGUGAUGUCUCUGAUCAAGGAGCAAUGUGCAGGCUAUAGCUGUGCCAUGCCUGCCAAAGUACUCAUGAACAGACAACUUGGCUUUUUUGAAUGUAUUGUUUUGUUUACUUUAAAUGGAGACAGUAAGAAAGCUGUUUCAAAGCACUGGCAAUUGAUGUACAUUUAAGACAUUAAAUAAAUGCACUGAACGUCGUAUAGAAGAAAUUCCAGUACCUUUUGCUUCUUUAUUCUCUCUGAAAAAAAGUAUUUAAACAUUUCAAACAGUUUUUAAUAAAAAUGUCUGAUGUAAAAAGAAAUAAACUUUAAUUUGCACGUCCAAAGACCACAAUACGCAUUGAAAAUCUAACCUAUUUUCCAAAAAUAUAUGGGUGCCAACAAUAACAAUUGUAAUUGCAUGUUUUUUUAAUUGUGAAGACCUGACAUUUUAAUUAAAAUAAGUCAUUUGAAGCAUAUUAUGAUGCAGCCCUCAAAUAUCCUCUUCAUCUGUUUAUAGAUUUAUAGCCUCAUUAUUCACACUACUUGGUAAAUUGUCAAGUUUUUAAAUUAUCAUUUGAAUCUGUUAAUAAAUAAGUGUAUGUCUUCUAACAGCUUAAUUAAAUAGUGCCCAAAGGAAAAAAAAUGCUCUGCAGUUUCUACAAAAGAGAAUCGAAUAACACACGAUUGCUAAUAUACCAAAAUGCUUAGUUGGCAGAAUGUUUUGGUACAUUUAAAUAGGGAGAGAGCACAUAUUUUAUACAUUAUUUAAAACUGUUUACAUAUAGACACAUUGAAAGUGCUGAAAAAAAACCUGUAUCCAGUCAUGCUAUUAGAACGUUGAUGGUGGUACAGUGUGUUUUAACUACAUAUUAUGUGGAGACAAGUCUAUCAUGGUUGGAAACAUAAAUGUACAUUUGGGCUUUUCAAAAUUAACCUGUUAUAAUAAACAUUUCUUGUUGAGGCUUAAAUUUCCCUGCCUGCAUAUUUUAACAGACAAUUCCUGGCUGUUAGAUGUUCCAGGUUUUUCAUGUAACAAAAGGUUAAAAAAAAAAACGAUUCCAGGAGAAAUUGUAGGAGUAAAAGAAAUAUGGUAUCUUCCGCCAGAAUACUAAGCAGGGGAAUUAAAUAAUAAAUUCACCAAAAACUAUAAGAUUUCAACCAGUGUAUCAAGAUUUUUUUUUUCUGUAUGGCUGUGCUAAAUGAAUAUGAUAAAAUGGAAUACCCAAAUCUUUUAAAAAAGAAGAGGUAAAUGUUAUAUUGUGGGGACAAUGUAGUUCAUAGCUGUCAGUUGCUCCUAAUAUGGUAUCUGACCAGAAAGUCAACCGUAACCAUGUCAACCAUCAUAAUGUCGACACAACACAACAAUGUUGGCAUUAAAAUGCUGGCAUGGUUCAAGCUGUCGACAUCCACUUGUUAACUAUGUCAAAACCUGAACUGUCUGAAUUUGCCAUGUGAAAUGUCCACAGUCUGAGGAUACUAACGAUUAGGGCUAGGUACCACUUGGAGGGUUAUAGUUAAGUUUUGGGGGGGAGGCAAGGGAUUGACACUAGUGGGGAUUAGGAGCAGGGAUGGUGGGGAAAAUACAGGAAAGCUGCUGCUGAGAUAUCGCCACCACAAUUGAUCCUUAUGACCGCCAUGACCCAGAAGAUUACAGUGGAGUUUCAGCCAUCGGGAGAAGGUAAGAAACCUUUGGACCAUAAUGGACAGCUUGUCCAUACAGUUUAUCAUCUUGACAUAUCCUCCAUGUAGACAUGGUAAAUGUCAACAUGGUCACUGCUGACUUGCUACAUGUAGGCCAUUCAACCCUGUACACAUUUUCAUGUCGACAUGAUGAAAGUCAACAUGAUAGCUGUCAACCAAUCAUGCCUAACCCAAUAAUAUCCAGGGACAGUCUCAGGUUUCAUUUUAACUUACUUAUUUAAUUACUUAUUUUAAACACUGAUCAACUAGAUAAUAAAAUCACACUUUUUCUAUAUAUCUGUCUGUUCUUAUUCUUUACAUUUUAGAAAUUCAUUUUAACCAGAUUGAUUCACAUGAAGCGAGUUCUAUCUAAAAAAAAAUGCCCCAUGUUUAUCAGAAAAGAGUCCAUGCAGAAUAUUGGCAGCUGUUUAUUUAAACAAAAUAGCUGCAAUUUGUUUGCAGCUAAAUGUAUUAUUACAAUUAUUUAAUAAAAUGUUUUAACAAGUGGAGGGCAAAGUGAAAACAAUGUUCAACAUUUCUGAGAAAAGAUUUCCCUUUACAGUUGGGAACAACUGGUUUACAGAUGAUAGAUGCGAUUAUAUUCUUCAGUACAGGUUGAGACUACCAUAUCUAAAAAUCUGAUAUACAAAAUAUACCAAGAUCCCUAAACAUUUGUGUGCGACUGAGAUAAGGACACCUUUGCUUUCUGAUAGUUCAGUGUAAAUAAUCUUUGUUUCAAUUGCUAUUACCUUCAAACUGCGUAUAAGGUGUAUAUGAAACAUAAAUUCAUUUCAUGUUUAGACUUGGGUCCCAUUCCCAAGAUAUCUCAUUAUGAUAUCCAAAUAUUCCACAAUACAAUAAUAUCCAAAAUACUUCUGGUCCCAAGCAUUUUGGAUAUGGGAGUCUCAACUUGUAUUACCAAAGUAAUAUUAGAAUGUCUUUAUAACUAGCUAGAUAUCAUAUUUAUAGUGCAGUGUUUAGUUGGAACACAACCAAAAAUGUAAAAUUCUGAUCCAGUAGGACUUCUGAGGCGUCCACUUAUCAAUUGGCAGAUUUAUCGCUUCUACUAAAACUUACCUUUUUCAAUCCAUGCAGUAUUUGUGUAGGUGCUGUUAUGCCUUCAAUUUUCUAUUUAUAGCAAUGGUUAAUUCACAGAGGAGGGCACUGACAUAUCCUUGAGUGUUUGAAAUUCAGCCCUCUUAUUAAGAGUGUACAGAGCAAAUGCUGGAACAUUUAAGGCAUAGGUUCUCAAACUCUGUCCUCAGGACUCCAACAGUACAUGCUUUCCAGGUCUCCUCACAAAAUCAAAGGUGAAAUAACUAGCUCCAUCUGUGGAUAUUUUAAAAUGUCAGAAAUGAUUACACCUGAGCAUCAGCUAGAUGACUUGGAAUAUGAGAGAUGUUUGGGGUCCUGAGAACCAAAUUUGAGACUCUGUGGUGUGAUUUGAGGGAUCCAAAGUGUUUGAAGUAAGUAAAGUCUGGUGUGUUUUGAACUUAAUAUUAGUGACACUUAAAAAAUGUAAGUCAGUCUCACUAAUUUAUGUGAUUAAACCAAAUGAAUAAAUUCUAAGCAAAACAUAUUUUCUAUGAGAAUUCUUUCCCGUUGUCUAAAUAAAACUCUGCCAAUAAGUUUACAAAAUAUGCUACAUUGUUUUGCAAAUGUAAGGAUUUUAUCUAAAUUUUGUUAUACCAUGGCUAACUGACUCCCCCCCAGAAUAAUCAAUUGUCCCUGAUGCCAGCAGUAAUCAUAGAUUUUUUUUGGCAUGCCUGAGGCAGGCAAAAAACAAUCCCUGAUAACCAGCUCCAUCUGACCCAUUUUUUCCUCAAAAAUGCAUACUGUAUAUCUGGGAACUUAUCCCAGAUCAUAUGUGUUUUUGCCUAAAAAUCAUCUGGAAAAAAAUCGAGAUAAAACCCCAUUUUUCUUUUCCCAAAAAAUUGAGGCCAAUUAAAUAUUCCCCAAGUGUUCUCUAGAUUUUUUUAAAUUCAGAUUUUAGCUGGUAAAUUAGACUUUAUAAUAAUGUCACAAAAUAAAAAAAAUUAUACAUUUGACUACUCUCUUCAAUAGUGUAGUCUUAACAUCAUUUAUCUGUGGUCAAAACCCCAAUUCCACAUCAUACAACUGCCCAAAGAAACCUAGAUAAAUUCUUGCACAUUUAUAAUACAUAAGAUUUGUGGACCCAAUUUUACUGUUCUGGAACAUGCUGUAAGGAGGGCGAGGGGAAUUCUAUUAGCUCCCAAAAAAUUCGGAAGAUAAAAAUAGGCUUUUACUGAAAUCUUUUACUGAAUUUUUUUCAGGCAAUUGAGUUCUACCCUGAUUUUUUCUGCCAAAAAAAACCUGUUUUCAGAUGAAAACCCAUAGAUCCAAGAUAAGCUUCUGGAACUAUGGGGUAAAUUUACUAAGGUGGGAGUUUAUUAGAAGUUGUGAUGUUGCCCAUAACAACCAAUCAGAUUCUAUGUAUUAGCUUCCAGAAGCAGCUAGCAAAAAUGUUAAGUAGAAUCUGAUUGGUUGCUAUGGACAUCACCAGUUCUAAAAAAAAAUUCCAACCUUAGUAAGCUAUGUGUUUUUUAUAACCACAAUCGCAAAAAUGAGAUUUAGCUUGGUUUUUUUUUUUAGCCCCAGGCAUGUGAAAAACAAAUCCCUGAUCAGUGCUGGCUUCAGGGCUAAUUGAAUAGGCUGGGUGUGAGGGGCAGGGUCAAUUAGCCAUGGUAAAUUAUCACAGUUAAUUGAAUCUCCCCCAAGUGUUUUACUGGGUUUGGUCAUAUAUAAUUAAUAACUUUCCAUUAUAUGUAAAACAAAUAUGGGUGUCUCUUUAAUUCUGUUAGUUGAGAUUCAGCAGAGACCUAAAAGCUAUGAAAAUACACUUUAUGAACUAAAGAGAUUUGGUGACCUAAAGUAGGAUUGUUUUGAAUAAAUAAGCAUAACAGAAAACAGAACUACAUGUAACUCACUCAAAACACAAAUUUUCAUUUAUUUUAACAUUUUUAGUGCUAAUUUAUUUUUUUGCUCAGAUCUCUAUUUGUAUUUAAAGGACAAUUUCAGUCACUGGGUUUUUAACCAAAAAGAAUCUGUUCUUUUAAAAGGUAAAAAAGGGACAUCCUCACAAACCAUGUACUUUGAUAAACUAAACCAAAUGGAUGUAGCUUUAAGGUAUUUGUAUGUUCUUUGUUUUAUUUAGUUGUAAAGAACAACCUAUAUACAGUAUAUUUCAUAAUUUGAAGCGCAGCAAAGAUUAAACCAAUAUGUCAUGUUAAAGUUUAUAUUUUAUACUUUAAAUUCCAUUUUGAACAUUUGCUAAAACUCCAGAACUUGAUCCUUGCCAUGAAACCACAUGUUUAUAUUAACAUUAUUUGUACCACUUAAAUGAAGGCUGCAUGCACUUUUGUUAACAAAAUAUCAAAUAUUCACAGAACACUUUCCAGUUCUGGGAUAUUGAAUUUUCCUAACUGUAAUUAAUGAAAUUUAGGUUCAACCUGGUACAUCAUUAUCAACACUAUUUAUUGUACAUAAUAUAUUUGUGUUCAAAGCUGCCUCUAUACAUAGCAAAUUUGAUGUCAGUGUGCUUUACAUUAAAUCAACAAAAUUACUGUAUACAAGCAGAAGUUCAUAAUAAAUAUUACAAGCAACACCAAUCCAUUCUUAUAACCAUAAGUUAUUGUUCAACAGCAAUCAGUUAUUGUGUGUGGUCUCUGGACUAUAACACUGUCAUCUACCUCACACCAAAUUGGACAGGGAGGGAGGCUACUUGGAAUAAAAGACAACCACACUCGUGAAAGCAAAGUUGCAACAAUUUAUUCAUAUACAGUAUUAUUCUUUUGAAUUCAGUAACAAUUCUAUAGACUACUUCAAUUUAUUCAAUGAUGUACUAUGGAAAGUGGCAAAAUAUGAAUAGGAUUUCUUAUAUAUGGGAAUCUAUAUAUAUAUCGUAAUACUAAUGUACACUACUCUUAAGUGGAUGAAAUGUAUACAUGAAGCAUAUAAAAAAAGAGGGGUUUUCUUUUACAUUUGUCUUCCAAAUCAUAUAUUCCACCACGCCAUUCUACUUACUUUUUUCAGGCUUUCUGUUGGUGUUUUUUGUACAUUAAGUGAUGUUGUCUUUAUUAUUUAUUUUUUUGUGAAAUGGUUUUAUGAGUUGCUUACAACUGAUGUCUUGCAUUAUUAAAAAGAAAUAAAAUGUACAACAUUAAAAGGCUUAGAAAAGUUUCAGACUUUGAGUCUGAUAUUCUUAUUUUGCCUUAAGUAGGUGUCCUAGUUAGCAUCGCUGUCGUGUGGCACUGUGGCCUUGGGCUUGAUGGCAAAUCUGGUUAGCAUUAAAAAGAUUAAAUAUUCACAGAGAACAGGGCUGGCUCCAGGCACGUUCCAAUAGAAUGGCCGAACAGGGCGCCACAAUUAAUAGGCACCGCUAUUCUCGCCGCCAUAUCAGAGCAUGGAGCCAGCAGCAGCGUCCAUCCUGCAGUCCUCUAGCAGUGGCUGUGAUGAUGAGGGGAAGGAUGGGCCAAAGCUAAACUGCGCACAGUGCAGUGCCGGCAUCUGAUGUCGGGUGCUCCGAUCCUCCGGUGAGACUCGCGGCCGCACCACUUCUGGUGGGACCCUGGCUCUCCCGGUGCAACUUCUGGUCACACAGCCAUCUCUAUCUUUCUUUCAGGUGAGCGGUCCUCCAUCCAGCAGUGCUUGUCCCCUUUCCAGGCUGUCAGCUUUCAGCGCUGCUCUCUCUCUUUUAAGUGUCCCCAUUUUUCUUAUAUGGUGUAUCUGGCACUGUCGGGCAUGUAAUGUGUGUCUGGAACUGUGGGCAUAUCAUGUAUCUGACACUGUUGGGGCAUAUCAUGUGUAUCUGGCGCUGUGGAGCAUAUCAUGUGUAUCUGGCACCAUGGGGGCAUAUCAUGUGUAUCUGGCACUGUUGGGGGGCAUAUCAUGUGUAUCUGACACUGCUGGGGGGCAUAUCAUGUGUAUCUGUCACUGCUGGGGGGCAUAUCAUGUGUAUAUGGCACUGCUGGGGGGGAUAUCAUGUGUAUCUGGCACUGCUGGGGGGCAAAUCAUGUGUAUCUGGCACUGCUAGGGGGCAUAUCAUGUGUAUCUGUUACUGCAAGGGGGCAUAUCAUGCGUAUCUGGCACAGCUGGGGGGCAUAUCAUGUGUAUCUGGCACUGCAGGGGGCAUAUCAUGUGUAUCUGGCACUGCUCUACUGGGGUCAUUAUGUGUAUCUGGCACUAUACUGGAGACAUUGGGCCUAAUUCAGAGUUGAUCGCAGCAGCAAAUUUGUUAGCAGUUGGGCAAAUCCUUGCGCACUGCAGGGGGGGCAGAUAUAACAUGUGCAGAGAGAGUGGGUGGGGUGUGUUCAAACUGAAAUCGAAAUUGCAGUGUAAAAAGAAAGCAGCCAGUAUUUACCCUGCACAGAAACAAAAUAACCCACCCAAAUCUAACUCUCUCUGCAAAUGUUAUGUCUGCCCCCCUGCAGUGCAUAUGGUUUUGUCCAACUGCUAACAAAUUUGCUGCUGCGAUCAACUCUGAAUUACCCCCAUUAUGUGUAAAGAACACUGCUGUGGCUGUUAUGUGUAAGGCUUCUAAUUGUGUGUGUAGAGGGGGUGUGAAAAUAUAUUUAUUUAUAGUUUGUAAAGGUGCACGCAUGGGGAGGGGGGGGCGCUUCGAAAUUUUCUCGCUCAGGGUGCUAGUAGGCCUGGAGCUGACCCUGACAGAGGACAACACUAAACCUAGGACAGACAAAAUGGUUCUCUGUAAAAACCAUAAUAAUGAUAGUGAAAAAGCAUUUCUAGUCCAAAACAUUGCUAGUAUCUCUUUAUUAUUCCCAAAAAAUUCAAUAAGGGUCAGUUUAGGAAUCAUAACCGCAACAGCAGUCAUAGAGUAACUUGUAUCAAUGUAUCCCUUUACUUUUUUACACCUGGAAAAAUAUCCUAAAUCAGUCAUUUUCGGAAGCAUUUAUUGCACUAAUUUACACCAUGCUCCAUAAUUUUGACUGCAUAAAUUGAUUGUUGACACAGUCCAAUAUUACAAAACAAAAAACAAAGUAGUAAGAUAUUGAACACAGAAUAGUGCAUCCCAAUAUUAUACAGGUUAUAUUGUUCUUCUUUCUUUUUUUAUUACAUCUAGAGCAACCAUUCAGCCUCACAAGUGUCUAAUUUAUGCUUUGAUAGAAUAUAAAUAAUACUAUUUGCUGUCAUUACAUCAUACUACUGUAAGAAAAUAUUAUGGGUGUAAACUAAUUUUUCUUGGCUCACAUGUCAUUUGCCCAAUCAUCAUGCAACUUCAGAAAACUGAUUUUUCAACCUAUAAUUAUGUAAUGCUUAAUGAGUUUUGUAUGAAUUUAAUGUAUGUUACAAAAAUGUUUAUCUAACCUAAUGACCCAAAAGAUAUGUGCAUAGUAGAACAUUGAUUAUAAAUUGAUGUACAUUCUAGUUAAUUACUGUAUAUUGGCUUAUGAACUGAAAAUAAAAAUUACAAAUCACUUCAAUAUAUUGAGAGUUAAGUGUAGAAAAACUGAAACAUGUUCAGCUUUACCAGACAUCUAGGCACAUUGUAAUACUUCUGAAACAAAGACAGCAUGAAGGAGCAGUGCGUUCUAAGAUACCAAAAAAACAAAUGGAACUUUCCAAAGGGUUCAGAUAUUUAAGGCAUCAAGGUGCUGAAAAAUAGUAAAAGGCUUUUUUUAUGAAGGUUAACUUUUGCUUGAAGAUCUGUCUGUGGAAAUCAUUGUAUCAAAUAAAGACAGAGUCUUUUGUACAAGUCAUUGUUCUGAUAUUUGUUAAUACAUGUAUUAAUAUGUCCCACCUAAAAUAUUUUUAUUUAUUCUGUGACUGGCAGAAAGCUUGAAAUGAUCCGUGAUGUAUUUACUAAAUGAUGAUAACACUUAAAGUCAAUUAUCAUAUAUACAUAGGGAAAAUGUACUAAUUUUUAUAUGUAAAUCUACAA